AUGCGCACAGUAGACCCGGCCGUCUGGUCCAAGUACAAGGCCAAGAGCGGCGUGAAGCUGAGCUGGCAACAGGCCGAGAGUCUGGAGGAGAGGCUGCGCAGGAGUCUGGUGGACGCUUUCAAGGAGUACGUCACGCACUGCACGAUCAAGGGCGUCAGAUUCGCGACGGAUAAGGACUCUCCGACGGCUAUGAGGAUCAUCAUGCUCCUCCUCAUGAUCUGGGGCUCGUCGUGGGUGGCGUUCAACUGCUACAGGGCGCGCGUGCGUCCUCCGCUGCAGAUCAACCUCCAGGAUAGCGAGGGCGCGCCCUCCGUGCCCUUCCCGGCCGUCGGUAUUUGCAGCAACUGCCUCGUCAGCGAGAAGGCACUCGAGCUCUAUGCUGAUGAACUGGUUGCAAAAGAUAAUAACAGAUCACUCUCGAGAGAGGACAUAAAGACCUAUCUAAAGAACUUCGGAGCGAUGAUCACUAGCUCCCGACCGAAGAAUGAGGACCUGCAGUUUCUACGCUUCCUUUACAAGAUAGAUAACAACUUUAACAUAACCGAUCUUAUGUAUAAGCUGGCACCUAAGUGUUCUUCCAUCCUUAAGAAGUGUUCCUGGCGCGGCCGCCUGAUUGACUGCCAGAUCAUGUUUGCAGAGAGGGCCACUCCCCUCGGCUUCUGCUGUGUCUUCAACUCUAGAUACUACCCAGUGGAUAUGAAUAACGGAGCAAAGACACUCGACAGGACCGGCGUGAACCAUGGACUGCUGGUGGUUGUGAAGGAGAACCCUGAUGACUUUGCGGUCAUCCGACGCCCCACUCUAAUCGGUUUGGAUGUGAUGGUGUUCGACGGCGAUGAAUACCCGCUACUGGAAAGCGGCGCGGUGCGCACGUACUGCGCAGGAAUCAACGACUCAGUCUACUUCAAGCUGGAGGCGCACGCGCAGUACGUAGCUGACUCCGUGGAGUACUUCGACGAGGAGAGGCGAGGAUGUCGAAUCAGCCAGUCCCCUCGUAGUAGUUUCGCCUGGUGCCUGACAGAAUGCCGCCGCGCGGUCACCAUGGCGAUAUGCAAUUGCGUGCCUUUCUACCUGCCGCGCAACGCCACCGACAUCGUCUGCACCACGGAGCAUCUUCAGUGCUUGUACAAACAUAGGGAGAAGAUGAGGUACUACUACCCGGGGGACAUGCAGGACGCCAGUCUGGGCGAGGAGCUGCAGGACUCGCAGUCGUGCCCCGCCUGCGAGCCCGACUGCGCGCGCAUCUACCACUCCGCCAACGCUUUCCACACGCUCUACUAUCGCUCCGAGAAGCUGUUCAGCAAUCAGUUCAGGUGA
Ostrinia nubilalis (European corn borer) is the source of this 1317-nucleotide messenger RNA. Its product is annotated as sodium channel protein Nach-like. NCBI's taxonomy places the organism in Eukaryota, Metazoa, Arthropoda, Insecta, Lepidoptera, Crambidae. Gene Ontology annotation, biological process: sodium ion transmembrane transport. The record is from RefSeq and is a predicted model, not a curated record. Gene Ontology annotation, molecular function: ligand-gated sodium channel activity. The transcript has 8 exons. The coding region runs from base 1 to 1317 and encodes 438 amino acids. Gene Ontology annotation, cellular component: plasma membrane.